CCUUUAAAUUAAACCAAUUAAUUAUUGCAAUAAUUACUCAUCCUAGUGUUGCACCUACACGCAAAUCCGGUGAAUAACUAUUUCAAUUUCCUUUAGUGUAUUUACAAAUUAAUCCAGUAGUGUAAAGUUGGCCAAGCAUUCAACAUGAUUCGGGGUGUAGUACUCGUCGUGGUCUUGGUGAUUGGUGUCAUAAUAAAUGAAGGAAAAUGCGAACCAUCGACUCUACAGGCGACUCUCAAUAAUCAAUAUUAUUUAGGAUCCGGGGUCGGCCAAUCAAAUGUAAAAAAUUAUAAUGCCAUAGAACAUACUUUAAGUGAAGAAGAAAACAAGAUCGUACAGGAUGUCUACAGUCCAGACUACUAUGAACCUAAUAUUAUAUUAGACUACAGAUAUUUAAAGACGGGCGGCAGAGGUUACGCCAGAAGUGACGGAGGGCAAAUCCUUAUCCUACCAAAGAGAAACCAAAUGCCUAAUUUAUACAACAACUAUGAUACGCUCAUUGAAUAUUUACGCCUGAAACAUCAGAAUCAAAUAAAUCAGUACUGGAAAAUGGAUCCUCAAGAAACGUCGAAAGGGGAAGACGCUAUUUACAAAUCUUUUGCUGACAAAGGCUGGGCCGCAUACAUCCGUUAAACGUUUCGUGACAAAAUAAUAUUUUAUAUUCCAUUGAAAUAUUUGAUAAUAAAUAAUUCAUAUUAUCAUACAUUUAAUAAAAUGGUUCCUAUCGAA
This is a messenger RNA of Vanessa tameamea, 729 nucleotides long. RefSeq lists its product as uncharacterized. NCBI's taxonomy places the organism in Eukaryota, Metazoa, Arthropoda, Insecta, Lepidoptera, Nymphalidae. The coding region runs from base 145 to 633 and encodes 162 amino acids. The record is from RefSeq and is a predicted model, not a curated record. The transcript has 4 exons.